Entamoeba dispar SAW760 is the source of this 447-nucleotide messenger RNA. RefSeq names its product cysteine-rich protein, putative. Bases 1 to 447 code for a protein of 148 amino acids. NCBI's taxonomy places the organism in Eukaryota, Evosea, Mastigamoebida, Endamoebidae. Gene Ontology annotation, cellular component: cytoplasm. The record is from RefSeq and is a predicted model, not a curated record. The transcript has a single exon. Gene Ontology annotation, biological process: actin cytoskeleton organization.
AUGUCAGGAACACCAAUCUGCCCAACUUGUCAUAAGCGUGUUUAUUUCAACGAAAGAUUAACUUUCGCUGGUAAGGAUUACCAUAAAAUUGGCUGCUUCAAAUGUACUUCAUGCCAUAAGACACUCGAAAUUUCUAAAGCUCGUGAAUCUGAUGGUAUGCCUUAUUGUGCUAAUUGUCAUGCACAAAAACAAGGGCUUAAAGGAUUCCAACCAGGAAAUGUCCUUACUUCAUAUACUGGUUAUGGUGGAGGAAAAGGUGAAGUUGAUAAUUCUACUGUUGUUGGUGGUAGAAUUGCUGAGGUUGCUGCUCAAGAAGAGGCUGAACAAAUGAGAAAUGCUCCAGUCAGAUCAGCACCUACUCCAUCUGAUCUUCCAAAAUUCUGUCCAAGUUGUGGUGCUAAGAAUAAUGGAGGAAAAUUCUGUAGUGAAUGUGGUAACAAGUUUUAA